CCAGUCCCCAACAAAUUGCAAAGCGGGCAAUAUGGUGGUGGUCAUGGUGCAAAUAUUCCUGUUAUUACUGUGAAUAUGUUGUAUUAAAGGGUGCCAAGUCAGGAUUUAGCUACAACAUUUGUUGCGGCAUUACUGCUAAUCAUUGAGUUAGCUUUACAAAAGAAACAUUACCGACAUGACAACAAUCAGACCUUUUACUUGCGACGACUUAUUCAAAUUUGCAAAUGUGUGAGUACAAAGUUAAGUGAAAGUACUUCUGUGCAAUUGUUGACAAGUUGAGUAAAUUACUUGGACAAAUAACUUUACAUGCAGAACAUUGGAACAUUUCCUAUGAAAUUAGUUGAUGUCUGUACAAGUCAAAAUAUAAAUUUUGCCAUGAAAGUAGUUAAUAGUUAAUACCAACACUAGUCAUGAAAGCAGUUAGCCAGUUACCAAUUUCACUAUAUUAUGAUAUUUUAUAGGAAUUUGGAUCCACUGACGGAAACAGUAUCCUACAGACCUACACACAUAAAUUAUUUAGAGUGAAAACUCGACUAUGUUUGCUAUGACCUUUGUGCAUUGAAGAUCUACACACAAUUUAGUAGUUUUAGGAGUUAGUAUAGUGAGGGUAGCCAGGGUGCAUUCCAUGCAAACUCUACGCUGAAGAUACGCCAAUAUUAACUACAGAUAGUAUUGUAAUGUGCCAAACUCACGCUGAAGAUCUUCAGGGUAUUGCACUUAGAAUGCACACUGGGAGGGUAGCGACAUGCAAAAUUUUAUUUUGCCUAUUUCGGAAUGUGAGGGUAGAUUGUGUGUGACCUCAUUGAUUGAAUUUUUACAUGGCAUUACAAAAUUUUUACUUGGAGUUGACUAUUAAAUGAUAUAUUUACAUACUUUGCAAUUGGAUCUUAACUGCUGUCUGUAGUAUGGUAUUCAGUUUUACCUUCAAUAUUUAUCUCGAUGGCCAGAAUAUUGUCAAGUUGCCGAGUCUCGAGAUGGACGAAUAAUGGGUUACAGUAAGUGUUGUAAAUCUGAGUUGGUUAACUUAUAAUGGACCUCUAGGGAGAACAGUUUAGUACUAGUGCAUAGAACUAUUGAGUAUAAAUAAAGUUAGGCCCUAGAAAUUUUUUGUUGGGCCCCAGUCAUUUUUUUGGGUUAAAUAUUUCUGCGCAAAGGGCAAGAUAUUUGGGGUUUUUUGGAAUAAUUUUUUUGGAAAAAUUUGAAAUCGGGGCCCCUAAAACAAAGUUUGCCCCGGGCCCCCACCAACCUCUCGGAAGCCCUGAUAAGAGAUGAUCCUCACUGGAUCUUUAGGAAGAACGUUUUCUAUGUCAUGACAUUAAUUAAACUAUUUUACAAUUAUUUAUAAUUAAUCCUUACAACCACCAUACUAUUAUUAUGCUGGUUAAGAUUGGAUGCUUAAUGCUAUUUUACAUACAACACAGUAAUCACUUGGUAGAAAUUUGCUAUUCACUUUUUACUGUAUGAGCCACUGGGUAGAAAUUUGCUAUUCACUUUUAAAUAUUUAAUUCAAACCCUAAAUGGAAAACCAUAUUUCUUAAGUUAUAGGCAAAGCUGAAGGAAGUGAGGAACGAGAACAGUGGCAUGGUCACGUCACUGCUGUCACAGUUGCUCCAGAGUUCAGGAAACUGGGACUAGCUCGGCAGUUGAUGACUAACUUGGAAGAGACCUCUGAAAGGUAGAAGCUUCAGAAUGAUUGCAAUUUUAACAUACAAGACUACGAUGGUUGGGUAGCCACAACAAUCUAGGAGACCAAUUACUGCAGGCCCAAAAGACAAUUGCAUAAAUAAACAAUACAAAGUAACUAAUAAACUAUGAAACUAAAAACAACAGUUUAUCAAGAUGGUUAAAGUCCUCACUCUAUUGCAUCUCUGACAGAUUCAACAGUUUCAAAAGUUUAUGGAUCUUCACAGUUAUAUGAUGUUUCUGGUGUUGUAAAAUAGUAACUUUUCAAUAUAGUCUUGAAUGAGCGCAGAACUUGCUCUCAGGUGGAGGGGCCCUUUAAUUAGAUAUUUCAUUUCAGGAAAAAAUGUUUCUUUGUGGAUCUAUUUGUUCGCGUAUCAAACGAGGUUGCUGUGAAUAUGUACAAACGUUUGGGUUAUGUGGUUUACCGCAGAGUUCUGGAUUAUUAUUCUGGCGACCCUGAUGAGGAUGCUUUUGGUAAGAAUUUGCUUGGAUUUCUUUUUAGAUUUUAAUCUUUUGUGGUGUAAUUUCUGGGAAAUUCUAAAGCAAUUUUUGUAUCUAACUUACACUUUUUUCCUUGUUUCAGACAUGCGCAAAGCGCUAUCACGUGAUAAAGACAAGAAGUCAAUGAUUCCAUUGAAACAUCCAGUACGACCUGAAGACGUAGAAUAACCAGGAGACCAACCAUGAAAUAUAUCUUGUGUAAAUAGAUAGAUCUCUGAAUAUUUCCAUAGCUAGAUUAAGCACAUAGAACUAAAACCACUUUAGCAACUUUUUUCCUGUCAAAGUUGCCAGAUAUAGAUGUCAUUAAACAAAGCUAACAGUGAAUAACAAAGGCAAACUAAUUUGUAAUAUUCAUCUACACUGUAUUAACAAGGAGUUGAAUGACGGUUUUUGGUGACAGAUUAUUUAACACUUUUGGGGUUGAUUCAGUGUCAUGACAUCAUAUCCUUAGCAACGUCUACAUAAAAAAAGUUGAUGAAGAUUUUUUUUUAUCAUACAGAUAUAUUACGUUUCUUCUUAGAAAAACGCAAAUACCACACGUCCCAAAUAUCAUAUUUUGGAGUAAGUGGCACUUGAAGUAAAGUGAGAUAAAACAAGACUUACACACAGCUUUAGAAAUUAAAAAAAGUAUACACGCCAACUAAAGUUAAGGAAUCUUAAUUUGGUUGUAGCUUGAUUUGUUUGAUGGUUGGUCAUUAGCGUCAAUCCAGCAAUCUGGUAGAUGGACUUUUGGAUGGAUGGAUUACGAACUACGAAGUGCUCAUCUAGUUUUGUAGUAAAUUAAUGUAGUCAAGCUUUGUUUCCUUGAUAUGCUUGUGGUAAAUUGUGUAUUUUUUAAUGCAAUAAAACUAUUUUGUCCUUGCUUAAAUUUUGUUUUUGUUCUUUUCUGUACAACAUGAAGAAUUCCCGGCUGAUUCGCAUCUAGUGUUUAUUGAAUAUUGUGCGUGAUUUUAAUGGCCCAAACUUCGCUCUCCGAAAUUUUAUGUCUUCGUUUAGUUAACUAUUUCAACAAGCAUGUUCACUGGCAACCAUUGUCACUCCAUUUUCUGGGCUAUUUCUAUUUACACAUCUUGGUUUCUGCAAUUAACUUGCUAAAUCUGGUUGUCUUUGCCAUACAGAGAGUGAAAAUCAUAGACAUACAUCACUGCAACAGCAGACAUGUCA
Paramuricea clavata is the source of this 3348-nucleotide messenger RNA. NCBI's taxonomy places the organism in Eukaryota, Metazoa, Cnidaria, Anthozoa, Malacalcyonacea, Plexauridae. The record is from the annotation of a GenBank genome assembly.